AUGAAUGAGACUAAAAUAAAUGGAGACUAUACUCCACAACUAUAUCUAGAUAAAGAAGACAAGACAGAAGAAGCUUUAACCAAAUUCGAAAACUUACCGGCCUGUACAUAUAUAAGAAAAGAAUUAGGUUCCUCAGCUAAAACUAAUUCAAAUGAUAAAAAAACCAAAAGGAAAACAGAAUAUAUAACGUGUGAUUGUGAAGAAGAAUGGAAUAGCUCUUUACAAAAAAAUUUGGCAUGUGGAGAACAUUCAAAUUGUAUUAAUAGAAUUACAUCAAUUGAAUGUACCAAUAAACAUUGUUUAUGUGGUGAAGAUUGUCAAAAUCAAAGAUUUCAAAAAAGAGAAUAUGCUGAUGUAUCAGUAUUUCAAACAGAAUUAAAGGGGUAUGGAUUAAGAGCAAAUUCAACUAUCACUGAGGGUCAAUUUAUUUAUGAAUAUAUUGGAGAAGUUAUUGAUGAACCAACAUUUCGUAAUAAAAUGAUAGAAUAUGAUCAAAAACAAUAUAAACAUUUUUAUUUCAUGAUGUUGAAACAAGAUUCAUUCAUAGAUGCCACUGAAAAGGGAUCAUUAGCAAGAUUUGUAAAUCAUUCAUGUAACCCAAAUGCAUAUGUUGAUAAAUGGGUAGUUGGAGAAAAAUUAAGAAUGGGUAUUUUUUCUAAAAGAAAAAUUAUACCAGGUGAAGAAAUUACUUUUGAUUAUAAUGUAGAUAGAUAUGGAGCACAAUCACAACCAUGUUAUUGUGGUGAACCAAAUUGUUUAAAAUUUAUGGGAGGUAAAACUCAAACUGAUGCUGCUUUAUUAUUGCCUGAAGGUUUUGCUGAGGCUUUAGGUGUGACAUCCAAAAUUGAAAAAGGUUGGUUGAAAGAAAAUAAACAUUUAAGAUCUAAAUAUCAAAAAGAUGAUUCUACUAUAAAUGAAAUGUUUGUACAAAGUUUGGAAAUUGAACCAAUGCAAGAAAAUGAUGUUUCUAAAGUAAUGGCUGCAUUAAUGAAAGCUCAACAACAAUCAAUUAUACAAAAAUUAAUUGGUAGAAUGGAAUUAACAGAAGAUAAGCAUGUAAAUUCAUUAUUGAUUAAGUUUCACGGGUACAAGACCAUGGCUGGAGUUUUACAAGAUACAAAUGAUGAUGAAUUAAUUAUACUGAUUUUAACAAUACUAUCUAAAUGGCCAGCAAUGACAAAAAACAAAAUUUCAUCAUCACAAAUAGAGGAUGUAAUAAAGGAAAUAAAAGCUAUAAAUGAAAAUGAAGUAAUACAAGAACUAAUCAGUAGUUUGUUAGAUCAAUGGUCAUUAUUAGAAAUUGCAUAUAGAAUCCCUAAAGUUCAAACAACAGAUAAAUCAUUAAUGGCAUCUUACGGAAGGAUUUCAAGAUCACCAGAACAUCAACCAAAUGAUGAAUACCAAAAUCAAAUUCAACAAUCGGAUUUCCAAUCAUCUAGUUAUCAAUUUGAUAACAAUACAAGUGAGUAUAAUGAAGAUCAACCACAAACACAAGACAAUACAUUAGAAAUCCAUGAUGGUCAUAGAUUACCAAAAGAUUGGAGAUCAACAUUUGAUGAAAAUACUCAAAAAUUUUAUUUUUAUAAUAUAGAAACAAAAGAAACAACUUGGAAUUUACCAUAUGGUUCAAUCCCAAUUAGACCAAAAUUACCAAUAGGUCCAAGUAUAGAACAACCACAUUAUCAAAAAUCAACAUCACAAGAAUAUCAACAACAACAACAACAACAAUUUAAACAAAAUUAUGAAGAAGAAAUUGCACGUAGAGAAGAAGAAAGAUUACAAACUGAAAGAAAAGCAAAAGCAAAAGAAAUUUAUGAUAGAGAUUUAAAAUUAAAAGAAUUGAUUGAAUUAGCUAAAUCUAGUCAACCUGAAGAAAAACCUAAAAAAAAUGGUCAUAGUCAUCAUAGUCAUAACCAUCACCACUCAAAACCAGACCACAAAAAAGAACAUAAACAUAAGCAUAAAGAACAUAGAAGCGACAAACCAACAACAUCAAAACCUAAAAAAGAAGUAUCAAUAGAACAACAAUGGAAACAUAUAUUGGCAAAACAUAUCCCUAAUUUAAUUAAAACAUAUGAAUCACAAAUUGGUAAAGAUAACGUUAAAGGAUGUGCAAAAGAAAUUGUAAAUAAUUUAGCAUUGAAAGAAAUCAAAAAAAAUUCAGAGGCUGAUACAAUACCAAAAGAUUUAGAUAAGCACAAAUUAAAAAAGAUUAAAGAUUAUUCUACAUCAUAUAUGGAUAAAUUCUUAAUCAAAUAUAAAGCCAAAAAGCAAAGUAAAAGAAAAUUAGAAAAUGGUCAUACUAAUGGAAAUAUAGAAUUCGAAAAAGAAUACGAUGAUGGAUCUUACGAACCUGAGGAUAUGGAAAAAAUAGAAUUAAAGAAACCAAAACUCGAAUAA
Messenger RNA from Lodderomyces jiufengensis, 2400 nucleotides. RefSeq names its product histone methyltransferase (gene SET2). Lineage: Eukaryota; Fungi; Ascomycota; Pichiomycetes; Serinales; Debaryomycetaceae. The transcript has a single exon. The coding region runs from base 1 to 2400 and encodes 799 amino acids. The record is from RefSeq and is a predicted model, not a curated record. Gene Ontology annotation, molecular function: histone H3K36 methyltransferase activity; protein binding. Gene Ontology annotation, biological process: regulation of DNA-templated transcription. Gene Ontology annotation, cellular component: chromatin; chromosome; nucleus.